Molecule: messenger RNA, 1699 nt
Organism: Rattus norvegicus (Norway rat)
Lineage: Eukaryota; Metazoa; Chordata; Mammalia; Rodentia; Muridae
Source: RefSeq, a predicted model, not a curated record
AGAGAAAUACAAGCUUCCGGUUCCACUUCCAGAAGGCAAAAUUCUGGAUGAUAUGGAAGGAAACCAGUGGGCACUGGGCAAGAUGAUUGGCUCCGGAGGGUUUGGGCUGAUAUACUUAGAUGGUUGUGAGUCACCAUGUGGUUGCUGGGAAUUGACCUCAGGACCUCUGGAAGAGCAGUCAGUGCUCUUAACCACUGAGCCAUCUCUCCAGCCCAUAAAAUCUGUAAAACAUCAGCAUGUUGGGUGAUAUCCGCUCCCACUAUCUGAAUUUCGGAAAGCUUUCCCCACAAAUAAACCAGAGAAAGAUGCAAGACAUGUCAUAAAAGUGGAAUAUCAGGAAAAUGGCCCAUUAUUUUCAGAGCUUAAAUUUUAUCAGAGAGCUGCAAAAAGAGAAUGUAUCCAAAAGUGGGUAAAACAGAGGAAACUUGAUUAUUUAGGAGUUCCUGUAUUUUAUGGAUUUGGUCUGACUGAUUUCAAAGGAAGAAGCUACAGAUUCAUGGUAAUGGAAAGACUGGGGAUCGAUUUACAGAAGCUCUUGAACCAGAACGGUGCUUUUAAAAAAUUAACUGUCCUGCAACUUGGAAUCAGGAUGCUCGAUGUACUGGAAUAUAUACAUGAAAAUGAAUAUGUUCAUGGCGAUAUAAAAGCAGCAAAUCUACUGCUGGGUUACGCAAAUCCAGACCGGGUUUAUCUUGCAGACUACGGACUUUCCUACAGAUAUUGUCCCAACGGGAACCACAAACAGUAUCACGAAGAUCCCCGAAAGGGCCAUAACGGGACACUAGAAUUUACAAGUUUGGAUGCACACAAAGGAGUCGCCCCUUCCAGGAGGAGCGAUGUUGAGAUCCUUGGUUACUGCAUGCUGCGCUGGCUCUGCGGAAAGCUGCCUUGGGAAACAAACCUAGAGAACCCCGUGGCUGUCCAGACCGCUAAAACCAAACUGCUGGAUGAACUCCCGGAGUCUGUGCUUAAGUGGACUACGUCUGGAAGCAGUUGCCGUGAACUUGCCGAGUUCUUCAUGUAUGUUCAUAAUUUAGCUUACGAUGCCAAGCCAGACUAUCAGAAGCUCAAGAAAAUUCUGAAUCCAGAUGGAGUACCUUUAGGGCCACUGGACUUUUCCACCAAAGCACAGGGCGUCAAUAUGCAGACUCCAAUCCACCGAAAAGUUGAUUCACCAAAGGCUAUAAAGAAACCAGCCAAUGAAUUCCCAACUAAGUACACAAGGAAAGUCUGUGGAGAGACAAGAGCAACAUGGAGAGAGGAGCAGGAAGAGCGCCGGCCUGCAGUGCUGCUGAGCGACUUGGCAACACCAGAAAACUCCAGAACAAGGAAAGUACGUGAGUAUUCUGAUACUUUCAGUGAAAUGCUGAGUUUCCGACAGACACAGAGCUAUCCACGUUUCCAAGGCUCACACUGUAAGCCCUAUCUGGACUGCACCAGGAGAGAUCCCAUCAGGAAGCCGAGACCCCUGCCCCAGUAUGGAUCCAAGCCCACGGGCAAUCUGGGUGUCACCGACUUGGAAAGCUCUCCAAGAUUCUGGCCUGCAGUUCUUCAGCUGACUCUGAGUGAAGAGGCAAAGGCAGAUGUGUACUACUAUGGACUCACUAUAUUCUGCCUGCUCACAUUAGUAUGUCUUGCUUUGUGUUUUCUCUGAAGUCACUGAAUAAACUGGCUUUUGCUUUUGUUUUUAAUCUUUAAA